Solanum tuberosum (potato) is the source of this 2620-nucleotide messenger RNA. RefSeq lists its product as uncharacterized. Bases 58 to 2277 code for a protein of 739 amino acids. The transcript is spliced from 19 exons. Lineage: Eukaryota; Viridiplantae; Streptophyta; Magnoliopsida; Solanales; Solanaceae. The record is from RefSeq and is a predicted model, not a curated record. Gene Ontology annotation, molecular function: serine-type peptidase activity. Gene Ontology annotation, biological process: proteolysis.
GUGAAUAGAGGCAAAAGAAUAGUCCAUGUAGAUUCGGGCCUGCUCAAGGGUCAGUGAAUGGGUUUUUCAGGCAUAGCCACUCUCACUCGUCACUAUGCUUUCUGCUACUCUGUAUCAGUAUCAUCAUUCUCAUCUUCACUCAUUCACAUUACUCCUUCAACAAAGCUACUCACCAGAAAACUCUCUAUUCCCAUCAGAAUGUCUUCUACAAAUCCCAAUGUCAAGAAACACAUAGCACCCUAUGGUUCUUGGAAGUCGCCCAUCACCGCUGAUAUCGUUUCUGGAUCCACUAAACGCCUCGGUGGCUUUUCGGUUGAUUCACUUGGUCAUCUUUUCUGGCUAGAAUCUCGACCUACAGAAUCCGGACGAGCGGUUAUUGUGAAGGAACCAGGGAAACCAGGGGAAGACCCUAUAGAUGUAACUCCUAAAGAUUUUGCUGUGAGGACGUUGGCUCAGGAGUAUGGUGGUGGUGAUUUUUGUAUACAAGGAGACAUUUUGAUCUUCUCUAAUUACAAGGAUCAGAGACUUUAUAAACAGUCCAUUUCGUCCAUAGAUUCUGCUCCGUUGCCCCUCACUCCAGAUUAUGGCGGACGGAGUGUAUGCUAUGCUGAUGGAGUGUUUGACUCUCGCUUUAACCGUUAUGUGACAGUGAGAGAAGAUCAACGUGAAAGUGGUAUAAAUGCGAUUACCACAAUUGUGUCUAUCGAUCUGAGCAGUAACAGCGAUCAAGAACCAAGGCUGUUAAUUGGGGGGAAUGACUUUUAUGCUUCUCCUCGGAUUGACCCCAAAGGGGACCGUAUGGCAUGGAUUGAAUGGGGUCACCCAAAUAUGCCAUGGGACAGAUCAGAGCUUUGGGUUGGUUAUAUAUCAGAAAAUGGGGAUGUGCAAAACCGCAUUUGUGUUGCUGGUGGUGAUCCUACUCUUGUGGAAUCUCCUACUGAACCCCUAUGGUCUUCUCAAGGGGAGCUGUACUUUGUAACUGACAGGAAAAGUGGGUUUUGGAAUAUCUACAAAUGGGUAGAGUCUUCUAACGAGGUGCUACCAGUUUACUCCCUCGAUGCUGAGUUUACAAGACCCUUAUGGGUAUUUGGGAUGAAGUCUUAUGACUUUCUUAAGAACCACGACCAAGAUACUUUAAUUGCCUGCAGUUACAGGGAGAAUGGGAAGUCAUAUCUUGGAGUUUUGGAUGUUAACCUAGGCAAAAUAUCAGUGCUUGAUAUUCCUUUCACAGAUAUAAACAACAUAACUUCUGGGGUUCAUGGCUUGUAUGUUGAAGGAGCAUCUUCUGUUCAUCCAUCGUCAAUAGCUAAGGUUACUUUGGAUGAUCAGAGAACAAAAGUAAUUGAUUUCAAGAUUAUGUGGUCGUCGUCAUCUGUUAGUGAGUUGUAUAACUCCUAUUACAGUCGGCCAGAGUUGAUAAAGUUCCCAACAGAUGUGCCCGGUCAAUGUGCAUAUGCAUACUUUUAUCCACCAACAAACACCGACUUUCAAGCUAGUCAUGGAGAAACACCUCCAUUGCUCUUGCGAAGUCAUGGAGGUCCUACAGCUGAAGCACGGGGAUGUUUAAAUCUUAGCAUUCAAUAUUGGACCAGUCGUGGUUGGGCCUAUGUGGAUGUGAAUUAUGGUGGAAGCACUGGUUAUGGCAGAGAAUAUAGAGAAAGGCUAUUGGGAAGUUGGGGAAUCGUGGAUGUUAACGACUGCUGCAAUUGUGCCAAAUUUUUGGUUGACAGUGGAAGGGUUGACAGUGAAAGACUUUGUAUUACAGGGAGUUCAGCUGGUGGUUAUACAACAUUAGCUGCACUUGCAUUUAAAGAUGUUUUCAAGGCUGGAGCUUCCUUGUAUGGUAUUGGUGAUCUGCAAUUGCUGAGAGCAGAAACUCACAAGUUCGAAUCUCACUAUACUGACAAUCUAGUUGGGGACGAGAAGGCAUAUUUUGAGAGGUCGCCUAUCAAUUUUGUAGACCACUUUUCCUGCCCCAUUAUUUUAUUUCAAGGAUUGGAGGACAAGGAACUGUUACUAUUUGAUAGUUUUGGGGAAUCAAAUGAACAUCAACCUGAGGUAGUUUCACCUGAUCAAGCACGCAAAAUCUACCAAGCGUUGAAGGAAAAAGGGUUGCCUGUUGCACUCGUUGAAUAUGAAGGAGAGCAGCAUGGUUUCCGUAAGGCAGAAAACAUUAAAUUCACCCUUGAACAACAGAUGGUGUUCUUUGCGCGUUUGGUGGGACAUUUUGAAGUGGCUGAUGAAGUUACCCCCGUCAAAAUUGAUAAUUUUGACUGAGGUAUACAAUCACCGGAUGCUCUUCGUCAUGAUAGAGUUGUUCAAUACCUGUUUGCCAUAACUAGGAAAGUUUUGAUGAUAGGAGAGAGAAGCAACAGGAUGACCUAAUUUUCUGGAGGGGUAAAUAGGCAAUGCUUCUGGGGAAUAUGUGGAGAAACAUAUUGUUAUAAUAUCAUCAAGAUUUAAUGAUCAGAGAAAGAACAUAGAGUUCAUGGAACACAUGGAGUUUGUUCUUGGAAGUGUAUUACAGAUUGCUAAAUCAGGAAAAUAAGCCUUAAGGGAGAGGAAUUUGGAACUCCCUCCCUUGGGUUGUGCAAUGCCAGAUGUAUUUUCUCUCUGUUGA